This is a messenger RNA of Nerophis lumbriciformis (worm pipefish), 639 nucleotides long. NCBI's taxonomy places the organism in Eukaryota, Metazoa, Chordata, Actinopteri, Syngnathiformes, Syngnathidae. The record is from RefSeq and is a predicted model, not a curated record.
AUGGCAUACGCUUAUCUCUUCAAAUACAUCAUCAUCGGAGACACAGGUGUUGGAAAGUCAUGUCUAUUACUACAGUUCACAGACAAGCGGUUUCAGCCUGUUCACGACCUUACCAUUGGGGUAGAGUUUGGAGCAAGGAUGAUCACUAUAGAUGGCAAACAAAUCAAACUGCAGAUCUGGGAUACGGCUGGUCAAGAGUCAUUCCGGUCCAUCACCAGAUCUUACUACAGAGGAGCAGCAGGAGCACUACUCGUCUACGACAUCACAAGGAGGGACACCUUUAACCACUUGACGACUUGGUUAGAGGACGCUCGCCAACAUUCCAACUCCAAUAUGGUCAUCAUGCUCAUUGGCAACAAGAGUGACCUGGAGUCACGGAGAGAGGUAAAGAAAGAGGAAGGGGAAGCAUUUGCCAGAGAACAUGGCCUCAUAUUUAUGGAGACCUCAGCCAAGACUGCCUCGAAUGUAGAGGAGGCUUUCAUCAACACAGCCAAGGAGAUUUAUGAGAAGAUCCAAGAGGGUGUUUUUGAUAUCAAUAAUGAGGCUAACGGUAUUAAGAUUGGACCUCAGCACCCUACCACUAACUCGACACUGCCCGGUAGCCAGGGAGGCCAACAGGCCGGAGGCGGCUGCUGCUGA